Gambusia affinis (western mosquitofish) is the source of this 2951-nucleotide messenger RNA. RefSeq names its product ring finger protein 11b (gene rnf11b). The record is from RefSeq and is a predicted model, not a curated record. The transcript is spliced from 3 exons. Bases 441 to 905 code for a protein of 154 amino acids. Lineage: Eukaryota; Metazoa; Chordata; Actinopteri; Cyprinodontiformes; Poeciliidae.
ACAUCACCACCUUUGUCGUUAUUCAGCAGCUGCUCUCAAAUUGGAAAGUCCCUCUCAAGCGGACAGCUUUCAGACAGGGAAAAUGCACCUUCCUCUGCCACUUACAACAAGGGACUUGGAUAUUUUCUUCUCUUGGUCGGCUUAGUAGAUUUAAAAUACUGUCAAAGUUUUUUAUUUUCUGUAUCUUGCGUAUAAACAUUCUCGUUCGGAGUCGAAGCUGGUGUUAGCUGGCUAGCUUUUUGUGCGGCUAGCUGCUAGCUGAAGGAUGUUUUGUUGUUGAACAGGCAGCCCUCCCAUCGUCUGGGAGAGGAUAUUUCUCAGCUGUGAAUGGGAAAAACGCCCCGUUGACGCUUGUGCUGACCUUCUCUGUUAAAGUGAGCCGUGAAAUACACCGACACAGACAGGGGGUGGGGGGUCCAGUUUGACAGAAGAGGAAGGAGAUGGGAAAUUGUUUGAAAUCUCCGACCUCGGAUGAUAUAUCUUUGCUACAUGAAUCCCAGUCGGACCGAGCCAGUUAUGGAGACGGUGUUGACCUGGAUCAGGAGCCACCGCCCCCUUAUCAGGAGCAGAUCCACGUGCCUGUCUACCACCCAACACCCAGCCAGGCCCGACUGGCCACUCAGCUGACUGAAGAGGAGCAGGUCCGCAUCGCUCAACGCAUCGGACUCAUCCAGCACCUCCCGAAGGGUGUGUACGACCCAGGCCGCGAUGGCUCUGAAAAGAAGAUCAGAGAGUGUGUCAUCUGCAUGAUGGACUUUGUUUAUGGAGACCCCAUCCGGUUCCUGCCCUGCAUGCACAUCUACCACAUGGACUGUAUAGACGACUGGCUGAUGAGAUCCUUCACUUGCCCCUCCUGCAUGGAGCCUGUGGACGCAGCACUGCUCUCCUCCUACGAGACCAACUGAUCCGCCUCCUGGAUCACGCUGGAACAGCAAAACCUACCCACACAUCAUAUAACCUAAACCUCCUCACUGCUAACUUAUAUCCUGGAUUAGUAAGAUUAUGAAGUUUAGAUCAUGAUUUGAGGAGGGUUAAAAAUUUUGGCUCAAUUCUGUUUCUGUGCUGAUAUAUGUACUUAAAUGUGAAGGCAUAUAAAUGACUCUGUGUUUGUGCAACAUUUCCUCAGUUAGCCUGCUGGACAGGACUGUAUCUGAGAAAGGACUGAAGGAGUAAAGACAGUAGGGCAGACAGCUGGUGUGAAGGUAGGAAUCGGAGAAGAGAACUGAAGGAUGCCAGAGCAAAUGUCAUGAUUAAGAAGACUUUAAACAUAUAAUGUGUGCACGUACACAAACACACACGCACACAUGCACAAUUCCGUCAUUGACCUCCAGGCUCAGAAAUGUGUCCACCAGAAGUGACGAGACAUCUGACCUUCCUCACUGGGCUGCAUAUUAUGUCUCAUGGACUCCUGGUAACUGAUAGAGAUCAUAAUAAAAGCUAAAAGAGAUGAUCUCCAGAAGAUAUGAGAACUGCAGAGUCACAUUGUCUGAGAAACUGUCUCUGAUGCAAAGCGGACUGCAGGUGGGAUCAUUUGAGAUGGACGUCCAACUUAAGACUACUGCUGUUUAGUUCUGAGAUACCACAGGCCUCCACUAGUCGUCUUCAGCACACAGGCCUAGUUCUGUUUAUCUGUACAGAUCCUUUCUGUCAAACAUGACUGGUUGGCGGCUUGAUUGACUGUCCUGUGGUUUCGUGAAGUGUUUUUGUUUUCCAACUUAAAGGGCUUUGUUGAAUCUGUGUUCACCAAGAGUGUGGACAUAACAAAAGGACAUGCAGUGUAUGUUCUUUAUUUACUAAUGUGAUGGAUUGCUGGUAAAACUGUCCUGUCUAAAGUUUGUAUUCAUCCCUCAGACUAUUAGCGAAAGCACAAAUCAACAGCUUUUUUUUUUUUUUUUUUUUUUUGCACAGUCUAGUCAGAUUAGAACAAUAGAAUCAACAUUUUUACAAUGAGAUCAACAAUAUCUGCUAUAUGAAAAUCCCCAUAAGAGUUGUUGCAUCUAUAAACUGGCAGCAAAUACAAGAGAAAAUGUUUUGAGGCCUCAUCAAAACAAAGACAAAAGAUGUUUAGUAGUUUGCAUUUAGGACCAGUUGUCUUUUAUUUAAUCAUAUUUCUGUUUAAAUUUAAUUUUCCUAUGUGGCACAAAGAGGCCUCAAUUUUAUUGAUCUGCUACAUUUUUACAUUUACAUUCUCAAUGUCCCCCAGUUUACCUGAAAGAGCACAAAAAAAAUUAAAUGACUUUGUUAUAUUCUCCUUCUGCCCUACUUGUAUAACUUAGAUCAUGUUUUAAAUAAGAAAACAAGUAAGCGCUCAUUGAGAGUUAAAAAUUAUGUGCAACAGGUUUUAAGGAUUCCCAUCCCAAGUAUUUUUGGAAACCUUCAUAGAAAGCUGAUCAGCCAUCUGUACUUUUGUUUUUUGCACACUACCUUAUAUCUUUGUUGUACAUAUUGUCCUCCAUCCGCUAGGUGGAGCUUCUUGGCCUUAUACUUUACACAUGUGAGAGAGACUUCUGCGUGGUGUUUUCAUUCUUCUUUUGGAAAUAAUGUGGCAACAAAGUGCCCUCUACUUCAGUUUUAGUGCAGCUGAACUGACAAAAUUAGAGAUUUUCCAGCAACUUUAUCUCAAGUUUUGGCCCCGGAUAGGAGUCUGUAUACAGACUGAAACAUUUCCUUUGUCUCCACAUCUUUGCACAAGAUGUUGCUUAAUCACAAAAUGGAGUACUGUUGGACUCUGACUCAUUAUUUUGGUGAUCUGUUUAUUGAAAUUUGACCCAACUCGCCUGACUGAGUGUUUUUAAGGUGGUUCCUUUUUAAUUUCUUAAGAACAAAAUGACAAGGUGUUCUCACAUGUGGAUGGAGUAUGUAUGUGUUUGUGAAUGCUUGUAAUAACUUUUCUUGUAAGAUUAAAUAUGCAUAUGCUCUGUAUUAAAAGCAAAUAAAAAUGCAAAGCACAA